UUUUUUUUUUUCUUUUUCUUUUUUUUUUUUUUUUUUUCUUUUCUUCCCUUAUCUCUCCCCACUUGACGCUUGCCAUCAUCCCCUGCAGCUGCUAGAAAUGUAUAUUUCACAGUCUUCGCAUUAAUUCCUUCCCGCCCACUAUCGUCCUUUCAUCCAGUUCCCUCUCAACUACGCCUCUACUUUGGGGGCCUAUCUACUAUCGUUAGGCAGCCACUCAGCUCGGAAUAUUUCACCAUCUAAGUGACCUCCGAUCCGAUCAUGCCGGUCGUAAGCUUGGUCAAGUCAACGCGAAGGGGCAAUUCGUCGAGGAAGCGACCUCUCUGGCUACCUAUCAUUGCCCCAAAAGAUGAUACGACCAGCUUCAGUCUCAAUCUCCCCGAUCCUGCGCGAACAAAGGUUUCUCGACCGCGAGUGCGAUUUCCGCCGCGGUCAAGAACCGGAUGCUGGACUUGCAGAAGCCGCAAAGUCAAAUGUGAUGAAAGCCAUCCCCAAUGCAAUCAAUGUACCCGACUGGGUCACAUUUGCGACUAUAGACCGCGCCUGUGCUUUCGCGAUGACACGCGCCGGAUCAUGGACCGAAUGUCAGAAGUUGAGAUAGUUGGGAACGUAGUAUGGGAUCCCGACACACCCCGGACUCAUAAACGCCCCAUAAACACUUCAGCUGAUUGCUUGCCCUCGUUUGAGCUGCUCACCUCGGAUGAGGAUCGGGAAAGAAAAGCAGAAUCUUCUGUUCCUGGCACGUAUCAUGUUAUUGUGAUUCCCGAGAGUUUCGCUCAUCUCCCGGAGUACACCGAGGACACCCCUGAAACGUAUGUAGGUGAUCAGGUGUCAUAUUCUUUUUGCAUCAACAGCGAAACGAGCCAAUCAUGCGUUGCAACCGCUGAAGUCGACCCCAACGUGGUGAUUCUAAAGGUUUUUCGAGAUACACGAAGACCAUCACCCAUCAACCGCAAAUGCUCAGGACAGCCCCUGGAAUCUGACUCUCGGGGCUCUCCAGUCCGGACUCCCUCCACCAUGUCAAGCAUUCAGGUCAUGGCACAUGACAAUCAACAAGCACGUUCCCAACCCCAACGUCGUGACGAUUUAUUACUUCGACAUUUCUGUGACGUGGUGUGGACGCACUUGAUUCCCAAAAUGGUCAUGGUUGAUUGUCCGGGCAGCAGUUAUAGGUUAAGCCCGGAAGUUUUCGAGCAAGAAGCGGCUCGGUCUCCUCGUCUAUACUACGCAAUGCUAGCGAUAUCUGCACUUAGCUUGUCUCGUCAAGGAAGUGGUCACAGCGUGGACGCUCCACAGUACUACCACCGAGCAUUGGCCGCCGUGCAAACCCACCCUUCUGGGGAUGACGAUCUGUUGUCGGAUGAGGUUUUGCUUACGCAUUUUUUGCUGCUUGUCUAUGAGGUCGCGGCGGCGAAUCUCGACGGGUUGCAAAUUCAGUCUUACGUCACCUCCCGGCUGCUUCACAUAGUGCAUUCAAGGCAGUCUACCUAUGGGAUUGAAAGGUAUCCCUUUAUACUCUGGUGGGUUUGUUAUAUUGAUGUGUACAACCUUCUCGGCGGCACGGGAACGGGGGAGUUUGCCAAAGCGGUCAUCGAGGGUCACUUACUUCCCACCGCCGAAUCCUUCUUCUGUCCUGUUUCUCCUGAGACGUCAUGCUUGCUCUAUCCCGAAGAGCGUGACAAUCUAUUCAUGAUUUCUCGCUUGCACCAUGACACCCUGAUGCUCGCCGUUCGGUCAGGACUCUUUGCGGCCGACAUGAGAAAACAUCAGGUGUCCUACCCGGACGCGCACAUGGAUGCACGACAGGGUGCCGAGGAGCUGCGUAACCAACUCCGUGGGCUUUGGUUUUCCCCUGAAAUGCGCUUCUUGAUGGACAACCGGCAUCUCCUCCAAGAACGGCUGCAAUAUCUGCUGCAACAGACCCUAAUACUAUUUCACACCUCUUUCCUUUUCUCCUUUACCGGCCUCUGGCCGGAGCGCCUGUCAGCAGAAACACCAGCCGUCAAAAACGCGGAGGAGGAGAUACAGCACCACGCCGCCAUGGUGCUUGAGCUGGCCGAGGAUCUGGGCCAUGCGGCCCGAGAAAAUCACCGGCACAUCGUGAUUUUCCCCGUCUUCCUAGCGGGCACUGCGGUGACAUCCAGCAGGCUCAAGAUACGGGCAUGGGAAUUGCUUUCAGGCCUGGAGGAAGAAGAGCUGGGGUACCAUGCAUCUUCAACCUGCCACCAAUUGCAGUUGGAGUACGAGCGACAGAUGCGGCAGACCCGGAGCGGGCCCGAAGAGGCCUCGUCGGUUGAUUGGAUUGAGCUGCUGGCGGGGCGCGGGAGUACGGAGGUCCAUUACGCAGGAGGAGGACAUGGCGGCGAUGGAUGGACGGGACGAUGUGUAAAUACCGAAGUUAACGUGUAGAUGAAUUCAAGGCACGGAUCUCGCGGCCUCAGGCAGCGAGGGCGUGACUGGCCUCGUCUUUGGUUUUCCGCCGGCGGGCCGAUCCUUUUCUGAUCCACCAUCCAUCCUCUG
This is a messenger RNA of Aspergillus steynii IBT 23096, 2517 nucleotides long. RefSeq lists its product as uncharacterized. Gene Ontology annotation, cellular component: nucleus. Bases 259 to 2406 code for a protein of 715 amino acids. Gene Ontology annotation, molecular function: transcription cis-regulatory region binding; DNA-binding transcription factor activity, RNA polymerase II-specific; zinc ion binding. Gene Ontology annotation, biological process: positive regulation of transcription by RNA polymerase II. The transcript is spliced from 10 exons. The record is from RefSeq and is a predicted model, not a curated record. NCBI's taxonomy places the organism in Eukaryota, Fungi, Ascomycota, Eurotiomycetes, Eurotiales, Aspergillaceae.